AUGGAAAAAGAAAACUCAGAUGAAGAGCAGGAUUCGCUGAUAAGGCUGGGCGAAGAUAAGAGCUUUUUACGGACCCUGACGAGGAAUCAGCGAUACAGCUUGACAAGGAGGAUACAGGCAGAAUAUGAUAGAACAAAACGAAACAAGCGCUCGACCCUGCCAACUGCUUGGACAGAAAAUCAACAAAUCGAGUCCGAUUCCGAAAAAUCCUCAAGUUUGCCAACCAAGCUUCAUGAAACGGUUCCGGAAGAAACGCAAAAUUGCCGACAUCAACUUCGAUUUGAGCAAGAAACAACGAGAAAAUGGGCAACUGCCAUUGUCAUACCGCCGCGGACGGGAAAUGUGAGCUUUUCGGACCUCGGGGAGCGGGAUAUGGAAUUUGUGCAGACUGCUUGCAUUUUGCACGCAGAUGCCAUUCUACGAUCCUUGCGUGAAAGACAGCUCAAAAUACCAAAGAAGACGGCUGUUUCGACAGAAGGUGACCUCUUCGAAAUUGACCAAGAUACCCUCUUAAAUGUCGAUCGGCACAAAUUAGGCGCUCCCUGGCGUCAAGUUCCGCUCCUCAUUGACCUUCUAUGCAAAAAUACGGAGGAAAUGGCCGCUACUCCUGGAAUCUUCAGAACCUGUCCGUCGAAAAAGACGAUUGUCGAUGUAAAAGAAAAAUUAGUUCAUUUGUACAGAGAAGAUCGCGCGUAUUUCGACAUUGAAGUGAGGGAGAUUUUGGACGAAGAAGCGUUCAGAAAUCCGCUCAUCAAAGGCGGAUUACUAAAAGAGAUCCUCGCUUCGUUUCCCGAACCACUGUGCAUCAAGAGCUUUUCGCCUGGAUUUGAAGCCGUUGCGAAAUUAAAAGAUCUUCAGAGUCAACUCGAGCUCCUGAAUAUGCUUUUCCUCACGCUUCCUACGACAAAUCAGUACAUUCUCCGAAAGCUUCUACGACUCUUCAAGAGAAUAUCCGAAAAUGACGAGGAAAACAAAAUGUCUGCGAAGAACAUCGGAAUUUGCUUCGCGCCGACCCUUUUUGUUGAGAAACAUUCAAAGCAUCAAAAAACAAGUGCCUCUCAAAUAGCAUCGAUGCAAGCAAAAAUGGACUCGCUCAUUCUCGCCCUGGAAAUCAUGGUCGAAUACCACGAGAUCAUCACUUUGGUCCCCAAAUCGAUCGUCAAUCAACUGCGAAAAUACAAGAUGGAAAUGGACAAAAACAGAAUCCCUUCCCGCGGCCUCUGGAAGAGCCUCCUCCCUUGGAAAAAGCAAAAGGAGUUUUCAGAGCAUUCGAUUCAGAAACUCAUUUCGGAGUCGAACAAGUUCAUUGCUCCUGUGGCUGGUGGGGAGAACAUGAGCCACAGGACGAUAAUGUUGAAUAUUGAGGAUGAGAGAAGAAUUCAGUAUAAAACAGUGCCGUAUUCUUUCGAUGAAGCUACAGUAGUGAAGGACAUGAUGCGAACUGUACUCGGUCGUCACAGUAAAAAUUCAUUGUUUCUUGAACGCGAAGGAAACUUACUGGAAGAAAGAUCUGUUCCGAAAACCGCGAAUCUGAUGAGCGUCUUUUUGGAGAACAAAGGUGCCGAUUUUGUGCUACGAACAAUGCCCCUUGAGUUCAAAACCAGUGAAGACUGA
Molecule: messenger RNA, 1614 nt
Organism: Oikopleura dioica
Lineage: Eukaryota; Metazoa; Chordata; Appendicularia; Copelata; Oikopleuridae
Source: the annotation of a GenBank genome assembly